GUCCAUAAAAAAUUGCCCUGCAGACACACUGUCCCAGAAUGCAUCUUGACAAUAUGGUCUUUGAAAAAAGCAGCGCGGCUAAUUCAAGAUGGCGGAGAUGGACCAGCUAGACGAGAGCUCUUCAGCAGAGGCGCUAGUCAGUCUGAAAGAGGGCAGUCUGUCAAAUACUUUGAAUGAGAAGCAAACAAAAGCUCACAACACAAGAGGAAGACACACCUUGGUGUCCAUGGAAACGCCCACACGGAGCUCCAAGAGGAGCAGACUGUUCAGAGAGGAGGAGGAGCAGCGCCUCCCAUCCAGAUCCCCUAGAAGGAGCCAGAGGGUCACCUCUGUACCCCAGAAGUUUGCUAAUGUGACGACCCCAGAUAAGAAAGUGUCUCAGAGAAUCGGGCUGAGGUUGAGAAACCUUCUCAAACUUCCUAAAGCACACAAAUGGUGCAUUUACGAGUGGUUCUAUUCUAACAUAGAUGGACCUUUAUUUGAAGGUGACAAUGACUUCUGCCUGUGCCUGAAAGAAUCCUUCCCCAACCUGAAGACCAGGAAGUUGACCCGUGUGGAGUGGGGUACAAUCAGGAGACUGAUGGGGAAACCCAGACGGUGUUCGUCUGCGUUCUUUGCUGAGGAGCGGACUGCGCUGAGGCAGAAGAGGCAGAAGAUGCGUAUGCUGCAGCAGAGGAAGUUUUUCGACGUGGCACACUGCAAAGACCUCCCCGACGAGAUCCCCUUGCCGCUCGUCAUAGGAACCAAAGUCACCGCUCGUCUUAGGGGAGUCCAUGACGGCCUGUUCACUGGGCAGAUCGAUGCCGUGGAUACGGGCGCUGCCACUUACCGUGUGACCUUUGACCGGAAUGGGCUGGGCACACACACCGUGCCUGAUUACGAAGUGCUGAGUAAUGAGCCCAACGAGACCAUGCCCAUCUCAACCUUCGCACAGAAACUGAGACCUUCCCGCUUCCAAAACUUCAUGACCCCUCCCAGAGUGACCUACGCCUCCGCCACCACACCAGUCCUCAUGGACAAUGAUCCCCUCAUCAGCCAGUCUCCAUGGAAAAACAAACUCCCUGGAGCGGAUGGGGACACUCUUGGAGGGUUCCCUGUCAAGUUCCUCGUCCAAGUGACGAGGCUCUCCAAGAUCCUCAUGAUCAAGAAAGAACACGUCAAGCACUUGAAGGAUAUGAACGCAGAAGCUGAAAAACUGAAGUCGUGCUCGAUGCCUAUAGGCCUAGAGUUCCAGAAGCGUUAUGCCACCACAGUACUGGAGCUGGAGCAGCUCAAUAAAGACCUGAACAAGGUGCUGCACGAGGUCCAGCAGUUCUGCUACGAGCUGGCCCCAGAUCAGGGCAUGGCUCCUGCGGACCGGCCCACAGAGCUGCGUCAGCGCUGUGAGGAGGAGGCCAAGGAGAUGGUGCAGCAGACCAACACCCUCCGUGACGACCAGCAGUGCGUCUCCAACGCCAGCCUCACUCACCUCAUCUCAGGCCUCACUGCCUUACUGCUGCAGAUCAAGGUUAGUGUAUGGUGCGCGCACACAGCAUCACAGCACUACUCUAUUUGUUUGCCUGAGCAUGUAUUUGUUUGUUUGUUCCAGUGUCUGGCUGAGGGAGGAGAUCUGAACUCCUUUGAAUUUAAAUCACUCACUGACUCUCUGAAUGACAUAAAGAGCUCAAUCGACCCCUCCAACCUCAGUUGCUUCCAGAACAACGUAGAGAUUCACGUAGCCCAUAUCCAGAGUGGUCUGAGUCAGCUGGGAAACCUACACGCCUUUGCAGCCAACAACACCAACACAGUCUGAACACACACAAAGAGCGGCCUGGUCAGCAUCAACUAAGUGGAACAUGCACACUAUCUCGAGUGACUGUGAAAGAAGAGGUCGGUUUCUGGCUACCCUGACUUUCAAACAAAAAGCCCCAACUGAAAUGAUCUGGCUCAACAUGUGGGCUGUUUCUGAGGUUGUGGGGAAAUAUCCUUAUUUUUCUCACAGCUGUCUGUCAUCCACGUUUGAUUUUAUUGUAUAUAUGUCUUUGAAAAUGACUUGUUUACUGUAAUGAACACAGACAAAAUGUCAUGUCAAACCUACCCUGGUCUAUAGACUAGACUUUGGUCACUGCAAGAAUUCACAACACAAUUUCUGUUGUAGAUUUAUUCUAUGGUCUCAUGUGCCAAACAGUACUUCAAGCAGUUUCUAUUAUAAUCCAUAUUUAUUUUUAAGAGUUGGUGAUAAAACAAGAUUUACCAUUUGGAGCUUCCCUUUGUGAGUCAAUGUUUUGUGUUCCUUUACUCCACUGGUAGUAAGCACAGGGUAGGCUAAAGAAUGUUUUGUAAAAUUGUUUAUUGUAGAUAUUUGUACAAUACCUUUGAGUACUCUGAUUUAUCGUUAACAUUUCUGUAACCUACUCAGAGAUGGCUUUUGUAAUUGUGUGCACUGAAGAGAUUUUUUUGUAUUUUUGUAAAAUGAGAAUUCUGGUUUUUGAUGCAGUUGACUCAAAUUGAUUGGCAGCCUCGAAUAAGGCAUUGUUGACGCAUCAGACUGACAUGUAACCCAAAUUCAAACAAUACUAAGGUGAUAAAUGUUUGUUUCCAGAAUUUCUGCAGUUCACUUUUUGUUUUGUAAAUCUGUAUAUGGGAAUUUGUACAUAUUCCUUGCUCUCAUUUUAUAUUAAACAUAUAGCCAAGAAAACUCA
This is a messenger RNA of Oncorhynchus kisutch (coho salmon), 2681 nucleotides long. RefSeq names its product lin-9 DREAM MuvB core complex component (gene lin9). NCBI's taxonomy places the organism in Eukaryota, Metazoa, Chordata, Actinopteri, Salmoniformes, Salmonidae. The record is from RefSeq and is a predicted model, not a curated record. Gene Ontology annotation, biological process: regulation of cell cycle; DNA-templated transcription; reproductive process. Gene Ontology annotation, molecular function: DNA binding. Bases 89 to 1792 code for a protein of 567 amino acids. The transcript is spliced from 14 exons. Gene Ontology annotation, cellular component: nucleoplasm; transcription repressor complex.